Glycine soja is the source of this 429-nucleotide messenger RNA. RefSeq lists its product as uncharacterized. The transcript has 2 exons. NCBI's taxonomy places the organism in Eukaryota, Viridiplantae, Streptophyta, Magnoliopsida, Fabales, Fabaceae. The record is from RefSeq and is a predicted model, not a curated record. Bases 1 to 429 code for a protein of 142 amino acids.
AUGACGGUUGUCUCAAAACUAUCAUCAUUAAGCCUGCGCGGUACCAAUCCCAAACUUCUCUCCGAUGACAUCACCGUCGAUCCUAUUGACCUCGAUUCCGAGCAAGGUACGGAUCAUCCAGGGUGUUUUCGCUUCAGCGUGGGCUGCGACAACACCAUUUUGAGGGAAGUGGUGGAAGAGGUGAGGAUGGUGUGGAACGUGGUGUUGAGAGGGUGGAGAGGGGUUUUCACGAUGAUGGAGCACGUGGGGAAGGUGGGGUUUGUGCCCGACGGCGAGGGGUGGUUUUCGCAGGAGUUGCCAAUGUCGGGGUGUUGCUUUGGUGCGGUGGUGGUAGAUUUGAAGGUGGGGAUGUGUGAAGCGGAUGGUGAGAAUGUGAAUCAGAUUAGGGUGAACGAAGUGAGUGUGGGGAUUUUGAGCAUUGUGGAUUGA